AUGAGAAGUGAGGCUGAGUGAGGUGGGGUCUGCAGGGAUCCAGGUGGGAGGGGCCCAGCCAGCCAAGGUCAGGCCCAGCCCCUCGGCAUGAGGACACGGACUACGGCCUUUGGGUGGGGCUGACUUGGCACUGACCACAAGGGAGGCCCUUUUGCAAUAGGGGAAAAGAAGCCAGAUGGAUAAAGGAAGUGUUGGUCACCCUGGAGGUGCACGGGUUUGGGGAAGGCUCCCGGCCCCCACAGCCCUCUGCGGAGCCUGAGCCCGGCUCUCCUCACUCACCUCAAGCCCCAGGCGGCCCCUCCACAGGGCCCCUCUCCUGCCUGGACGGCUCUGCUGGUCUCCCUGUCCCCUGGAGAAGAACAAGGCCAUGGGUCAGCCCCUGCUGCUGCCCCUGCUGCUGCCCCCAGCAUUUCUGCAGCCUGGUGGCUCUGCAGGAUCCAGUCCAAGCCUUCCCUAUGGGGUCACUCAACCAAAACGCCUCUCAGCCCCCAUGGGUGGCUCCGUGGAAAUCCCCUUCUCCUUCUAUUACCCCUGGGAGUUAGCCACAGCUCCCAACAUGAAAAUAUCCUGGAGACGGGGCCACUUCCACGGGCAGUUCUUCUACAGCACAAGGCCGCCUUCCAUUCACAAGGAUUACGUGAACCGGCUCUUUCUGAACUGGACAGAGGGUCAGAAGAGCGGCUUCCUCAGGAUCUUGAGCCUGCGGAAGGAGGACCAGUCUGUGUAUUUCUGCCGAGUCGAGCUGGACACACUGAGAUCAGGGAGGCAGCAGUGGCAGUCCAUCGAGGGGACCAAACUCUCCAUCACCCAGGGUCAGCAGCAGACUAAAGCCACAACCCCAGCCAGGGAACCCUUCCAAAACACAGAGGAGCCAUAUGAGAAUAUCAGGAAUGAAGGACAAAAUACAGAUCCCAAGCUAAAUCCCAAGGACGACGGCAUCAUCUAUGCCUCCCUUGCCCUCUCCAGCUCCACCUCACCCAGAGCACCUCCCAGCCACCAUCCCCUCAAGAGCCCCCAGAACGAGACCCUGUACUCUGUUUUAAAGGCCUAACCAAUGGACAGCCCUCUCAAGACUGAAUGGUGAGGCCAGGUACAGUGGCGCACACCUGUAAUCCCAGCUACUCUGAAGCCUGAGGCAGAAUCAAGUGAGCCCAGGAGUUCAGGGCCAGCUUUGAUAAUGGAGCGAGAUGCCAUCUCUAGUUAAAAAUAUAUAUUAACAAUAAAGUAACAAAUUUAAAAA
Molecule: messenger RNA, 1240 nt
Organism: Nomascus leucogenys (northern white-cheeked gibbon)
Lineage: Eukaryota; Metazoa; Chordata; Mammalia; Primates; Hylobatidae
Gene: PILRA
Product: paired immunoglobulin-like type 2 receptor alpha
Molecular function (GO): MHC class I protein binding
Source: RefSeq, a predicted model, not a curated record